Molecule: messenger RNA, 4172 nt
Organism: Platichthys flesus (European flounder)
Lineage: Eukaryota; Metazoa; Chordata; Actinopteri; Pleuronectiformes; Pleuronectidae
Gene: pcdh8.1
Product: protocadherin 8
Exons: 4
Coding region: 1121-4036 (971 amino acids)
Biological process (GO): homophilic cell-cell adhesion
Cellular component (GO): plasma membrane
Molecular function (GO): calcium ion binding
Source: RefSeq, a predicted model, not a curated record
GUUUACAUGACUGGAAGACAAAUGAUUUUAAAUAAACACCAUGGUUUCUUUUCUUCAAUCCUGGUAGACAGAAUAAGCAGUUUACUUAGCAGUUUCAAUAUAUACGGUUCAAUGUGACUUUCCUCCUGCUUUUAUCCAGUGGUGGAAAGUACCAUAUGCCUUGAUUUAUAUAGUCAUGGUUUCUUGUGCCGAAUGUAUUUGCAUUUGAUUCAUUAUUUUAUUUUUCCUCUGCCAUUUUUCAUUCAAAACUAUUACACUUUUUAACUGAGCUAAUGUUCUCUGACAGCUUAACUUUUCCAGAUUAAGAUACAUGAUUUAAACCAUUCGCUCCAAUAAUAUAUGAUACAUUGUUCAAAAACUUGGCAUAUACAAGACAGCUCAAAUUAGCUCCACGUGGACCAAGUACGUGAAGUGCUCAUAUAAAACAUAUAUAUUAUAUACCACUUAGCAGUCAAUCUGCACCAUAAUACUUUUAAUAUUAUUAGAUAAUAUUUCUAAUCCUUGAAUAAAUGUUUAAUGCAUGAAUCCAUCUGAAAAUGUGGCACGAGUAACUUCCAUCAAAGUAAAAGUACUUUUAGGGAACCUGUAGUGAUGCAGUGGUUUGUUUAUGAGACACUGAUAGUUUGCUGCAAUUAACAUCUAUUAGGAUUUUAGCAUUUUUAGUUCUUUUGCGUCUACAUUAUUUCCUCUGACUGGGUGUCAAUCCCUCAAGUUUCCAACAGACAACACUGCAGCAUCCUCUCAUGGCAACGUAAGCCUGUAAAAGACAGACCUCUAUAAGUGAUUAGUUAAUUAAUUGGAAUGUGCAGAUUUAUUCAACAGUGUUAUCAGACUGAUUAAAGCUCCACAAUCACUUCAUCUACUCAACCAUUUGCAUUGAAGAAAAAAAGAAAAAAAACACAGUGAGGAGCCGUUUGCUGCAGAGACAGACGGUUUCCUUUUGGUGGACCACUGGCUGGAAGGCCAUUGGUCGGUGGGGGGCAGGCUAUUUGCAUAUACCGGGGCUUAUAGUCCCACAGCAAAGUCAGAGUUGAGCAGAGUUGACUGGAUCAGACUUACUGAACAACUCUUUUCACCAUUUAUAUGAUUUUCCUGGGCUCUAUUUUUUCAGCCCCUCAACAUGGGUUUUUGCAACUUUGCAGGAGUUGCACGGUCCAUCGUGUUUGCUUUACUCCUGCACUCUGCUCUCUGCACAACUACCAAGUAUUUCACCUAUGAGGAGGAUGCACCGGGGACGGAGAUAGGCAAUUUGUCCCGGGAUUUAAAGAUUGAUCCAGCCGAUGACCCCGACACAUCGUUCCGCUUCAUGCAGGAGAGCAACUCCUCCGUUAUCCAGAUGAGGGAGAUCGACGGACUCCUGAGUGUUUCAGAGACAAUCGACCGGGAGCAGCUCUGCCCAAGGUCCCCGCGCUGCUUCAUCUCCUUCGACAUCGUGGCCCUGUCCAGAGAAAAGUUCCAGCUCAUCCACGUCGAGAUCGAGGUGAGGGACAUCAACGACCACGCUCCGCACUUCGCGCGCAACGAGACGCAGCUGGACAUAGUGGAGAACGUCCCACUGGACUCCAGGUUCCCCCUGCAGGUCGCUCUGGACCAGGACGUGGGUGAGAACUACAUCCAGAGCUACAACAUCUCCUCCUCCGCUCACUUUGUCGUUGAGGUGCGCGUCAGGGAGGAUGGAGUGAAGUGCGCGGAGCUGGUGCUGGUGCGGGAGCUCGACAGGGAGGUGGAGGACUCCUACACCAUCCAUGUCACCGCGUCCGACGGAGGCGCCCCCGCAAAGACCGGCUCCAUGACGGUGAAUAUCAAAGUGCUGGACUUCAACGACAACAGCCCGACGUUCGAGCACAGCUCUCUGAAUGUGGAGCUGAACGAGGACGCGCCGGUGGGCCACAGGGUCAUCAGAGUGCACGCGUUUGACCCCGACGACGGUGCCAACGGAGAGGUGAUGUACGCGUUCGCGGACGACAUGGCACCGGAGGCUGCGCGACUUUUCCACGUCGACCCGUACUCCGGUGACGUGACCUUGAAGGCGCUGGUGGAUUUCGAGAAGACUAGGUCGUACGAGCUGAACAUCCGAGCAGCGGACCUGGGCUCGAACUCCGUGCCGUCCAGCUGCCGGGUGGUGAUCGACAUCGUGGACGUGAACGACAACGCGCCCGAGAUCAGCAUCAAACCCAUGACCUCCAGCAGCGACGGGGUCGCGUACAUCACCGAGGCUGCGGCCGAGGAGAGCUUCGUGGCUCUGAUCAGCACCUCGGACAGAGACUCUGGCUCCAACGGGUACGUGCGCAUCAGCCUCCUCGGGCACGAGCAUUUCACCCUGCAGCAGGCGUACGGAGACACCUUCAUGAUUGUCACCACCACCACUUUAGACAGAGAGAGGAUCCAAGAGUAUAACUUGACUGUGGUGGCAGAGGACCUGGGCAGUCCGCCUUUCAAAACUGUCAGACAGUACACCAUCCGAGUGACGGAUGAGAACGACAACCGCCCUCUCUUCAGUAAGACACUUUAUGACGUUUCAGUCCUGGAAAAUAACAUUCCAGGUUCCUAUGUGACCACCGUUGUUGCCAGAGAUCCUGACGUGGGGAAAAACGCCAAAGUCUCCUACAAGCUCUUAGACUCAGAGGUGUUAGGAUCCCCAGUGUCCACAUAUGUUUCUGUCGACUCCCUCUCAGGCUCACUGUUCACUUUGAGGUCUUUUGAUUAUGAGGCUCUUCAGCAGAUCGAGCUGGUGAUCCAGGCAGAGGACAGAGGCUCUCCCUCUCUCUCCAGCACAUCAACAAUCAGGAUCAGGGUAGUGGACCAGAACGACAACUACCCGUACUUCACCUUCCCCGUGCUCCUCAACGAGUCCGCUGACAUCCCCCUGCCUUUCAACGCCCCUGCUGGCUACCUCGCCCUCCGCGUCUCGGCCGAAGAUGAGGACGAGGGAGUGAAUGGCGAGCUCUCCUACCAGAUCGUGCAAGGUGACCCACACUUUUUCACAAUGAACAAACACACCGGGGAGAUUGCUCUGAAACAAUGGCUGACGUCUGAAAUUGGAGACGUGCUGGAGAUCAGAAUCGCAGUGAGUGACAAUGGCAGGUCCCCGCUUUCCAGCGGGGCCACCAUUAGGUUCGUGGUCACAGACACAGAGCCCAGUGACGAACAGGUCGUCAUUGUGAUGCAGUCAAGUGAUGAAGAAGGCUCCGGCCUGGAUGGCUCGCUAAUAGUCAUUAUCAUGCUCAGUGGGGGUUGUGCACUGCUGCUGAUUGCAAUAGUUGUCGUCGUUGUCACGUGCAAGCUCAGCCGCGGGGGGAGAAGCCGUGGCACCAAGAGAGAAGUGUGUCACAGCCUGUUUGACAGCAGGCCAAUACCCAUCCUCGGCCCCACACAACCAAACAUCUACACGGGUCAGCGAGGCUUCUUCCACGAGAGGACGCCCUCCUCUCUGGACGACUCCUGCCUGUACGAGGAGAGGAGCGGGGACUCGGAGACAAAGAUGUUCCUGCCCUCCAAGCAUUUCCAACCAACAUCUGUGUGGCAAGGUGACAAGUACUGCCUGCAAGUGAGUGGCAUCGGACACACGGACCAGCUGAGCGUGAAGGACAGUGGCAAAGGGGACAGUGACUUCAAUGACAGUGACUCUGAUAUCAGCGGCGACGGAGGCAAGAAGAACUUCAGCACCUUCCAGCCGAGACUUAAAGGUUCAUCCAGCACUGCUCACAGUUUAUCAGGGGAUUGCCCAGGCAGCUACUGUGCAAUUCCAUCACAGAGCUUCAGAACCCCCCGAGACAAUGCGUACACAAUCGGCUUUGCCCCGGUGCCGGUGUUCAACAAUCUUCACGGCUUUCCCCACCCCUGGAAAGACUGCGGUUAUGGCACGAGUCUGCCCAAAUCAAGGAGCGGCAUGCAGAACUUCUCCAGGGCCGGGACCCUCCCCUCCUACUUUCCCCAGCAGCAGCACGACACCGGUGUGGAAGGUCCUGAAAUCCACACGCAGGGUCCAACAUUUAUAACUGUGGCUACGGGAUCACAAGUUGCAACCAGCUUCUAAGAAAACUGUUGAUAAACUGAUUAAGAUGCUCCUUGAGGAUGUAAAUAUUCUUUAAACUGAUUGUAAAUAUAUUUAUUAUAAAUAGUAUGUUUAAUUAUGCAACGUUAUUUGAAUUUCUGUACUAAAUAUUGUUAGG